AUGUCUGCACUGUUCUUCCCUCUCAUGUCAUUGCUCUUUCUGCUCUUAUGUAUCAAAGUUAACGCGACUCCCGCCUCGGUGGGAACAGAUUUUACCAUCCACAAGCGCUUCAAUUCUAACAUUCUUGGGGACGUUCAACUCCGUUAUGUGGAAGAUUCAGGCGUCUGCGAAACAACCGCUGGGGUCCAUCAGGUUUCCGGAUACAUCGACGUUGGAACGAACAUGUCAAUGUGGUUCUGGUUUUUUGAGGCCCGAGAGUCGCCGGAAACAGCACCAUUUACCUUAUGGCUGAACGGCGGCCCAGGAUGCUCGUCGAUGAUUGGCCUUUUCCAAGAACAUGGGCCCUGCCUUGUGAACCCUGAUGGUGCAACCACUGUCCUUAACCCAUACAGUUGGAACAACCUUAGCAAUAUGAUUUACAUCGAUCAACCCAUCGGGACGGGUUUCUCUUUUGGGACCGACACCGUUAACAGUACACUGUCGGCGGCCCCGUUUGUUUGGACGGCAUUCCAGAUUCUAUUCGAGAGUGGACAGUUUUCGAAAUUCGAAAGUAGAGAAUUUAUCUUCGCCACUGAAAGCUACGGUGGUCAUUAUGGGCCAGCUUUCGUUACCUACUUCGAUCAACAAAACGCUUUGAUUCAGCAAGGGGCAAUUGAAGGGGUCGAGAUCGUCGUUAGCGCCUUGAUGAUCAACAACGGUUGGUAUGACCCACUGAUUCAAAACAAGGCCUACAUAGAUUUUGCUACGGAUGCUCCCGGAUAUGGGCAGCUGCAAAGCGAUCGAGUGCUCCAAGAGAUGAACACCGCGUACUUUAAGGCAGGCGGAUGCUUGGAACAAGAGCAAGCAUGCUACGCAGCGGGAGAUUCGAGCAGCUCCAACAGGAUCUGUCGCACCGCUGACAAUUUCUGUGUUGAAAACAUCUUUGUUCCCGCAGUCGGUGAUCGUGACUCUGACGACCUCAGGCAGAACUCUUCUGCUCUCUUCCCUCCCAGCUUUUACAUUGACUUCUUGAGUAACACGACGAUCAAAGAAAGGAUCGGCGCCACAAGCGACUAUUCUGAAUGUGCCGACGCUCCUUUCGAGCUGUUCGUUCGAACAGGAGAUGACGCACGGACACUUCUACCUCAGUUGGCCGCAUUGGCAGACUCGGGGCUCAACAUGCUGAUUUGGGCGGGUGAUGCUGAUAUCAACUGCAACUGGCUGGGAGGACACGCGUCUGUCCUCGCUAUGGACUGGUCUGGAAAGGAAGCCCUAGCGAACACACCGUUUACGAAUAUGACUAUUGACGGAACUGCAGUUGCUGCAGUCCAGAACGUUGGGAAUUUCUCCUUUGCACGAGUUUAUGAAGCAGGCCAUGAAGUUCCCGCUUUUCAGCCUGCGGCAUCCCUGGAGAUAUUUCGUCAGGUAAUCAACAAGGAACCUUUGCAUUCUGUUUAA
Messenger RNA from Desarmillaria tabescens, 1437 nucleotides. RefSeq names its product alpha/beta-hydrolase. The record is from RefSeq and is a predicted model, not a curated record. Gene Ontology annotation, biological process: proteolysis. NCBI's taxonomy places the organism in Eukaryota, Fungi, Basidiomycota, Agaricomycetes, Agaricales, Physalacriaceae. Gene Ontology annotation, cellular component: fungal-type vacuole. Gene Ontology annotation, molecular function: serine-type carboxypeptidase activity. The transcript has 13 exons. The coding region runs from base 1 to 1437 and encodes 478 amino acids.